Messenger RNA from Triticum turgidum subsp. durum (durum wheat), 390 nucleotides. The record is from the annotation of a GenBank genome assembly. Lineage: Eukaryota; Viridiplantae; Streptophyta; Magnoliopsida; Poales; Poaceae.
AUGACUUCGGGAACUUGGUUCUGCAGAUAUGCGGUAACUGAUAUGAUGAAGCUUGCAAACCGAAUGCAGUUUGGAAUACCAGAGGAGAGCUCAUUAGGUGAUGGUUUGGGGGAAGGUUAUGGCAUGCUCGGGCAGGCCGGAAGUGGGAAGCUACGUGUCUCAGCUGCACAGAACAAACUUGCUGCUAAAGUGGCAAAAAAAUUCAAGGAGAAGAGUUGUGGUAGCAGUGGUGCAACAUCUGGACUGACAUCUAGUUUGGCCUUUACACCAGUUCAGGGAAUAGAACUGUCAAACCCACAGGCACACGGGAACCUUCUCGGAAGUGGAAUCCAGAGCACCUACUUCUCGGAGACCGGCACAUUUUCUCGGAUCGGUAGGCCUGGAGGUUAG